CCCGUCUCCAGAAUCUUCCGUGUACCCCUGACCAGAACCAUACUAAAACCCUAGUCCCUUGCGGGACAAAACCCCACUCUCUCUCUCUCUCUCUCUCUCCCUCUCUCUCGCCGGCUCUCUGGUUCAUCUCGUUUCAAAAGCUUCCCAACAUGCACAGGUUGUCGAGGCGGUCGACCUCCGCUAUUCUGCGGAUUGUUGGCGUACAAUACCGUAACGCCGCAGCACCAAUCGCCUCUGCCACACACUUCAGUGAUUCGGCAGUGGAGAGUGAUAUCCAAUUUAGAUGGUAUUCUGCAUUAACUCAUGGGAGAUAUAAUACAACUGAAUCUGCUGGGCAGUUUAGGAAUGAAAUAUUUCUAGGAAAAAGAUUUGAGUCAACUGCAGCAGCAUCUGAUUCCUCAGACCCGCCAGCUGAGAAAUAUGAGUAUCAAGCUGAGGUUAGUCGCCUUAUGGACCUUAUUGUUCACAGCUUGUACAGCAACAAAGAGGUGUUUCUUCGUGAGCUUAUCAGCAAUGCUAGUGAUGCCUUGGACAAGUUGCGGUUUCUUAGUGUUACAGAGCCUGCACUUUUAAAGGAUGCUGUUGAUCUUGACAUUCGCAUUCAAGCAGAUACAGAUAAUGGAAUCAUUACUAUUACUGAUUCUGGCAUUGGCAUGACCCGCCAAGAACUUGUUGACUGUCUUGGGACUAUUGCACAAAGUGGUACUGCAAAGUUCUUGAAGGCAUUGAAGGAUAGCAAGGAUGUUGGUGGUGAUAGUAAUUUAAUUGGUCAAUUUGGUGUUGGAUUUUAUUCAGCAUUUCUAGUUUCUGAUCGGGUGGUGGUCUCAACAAAGAGCCCCAAUUCUGAUAAACAAUAUGUUUGGGAAAGUGAGGCUGAUUCUAGCUCCUACACUAUUCGAGAGGAGACAGACCCAGAGAAGCUUAUCCCAAGAGGAACCUGUCUUACUUUAUAUCUCAAGCAUGACGACAAAGGUUUUGCACAUCCAGAACGGAUUCAGAAGCUUGUUAAAAAUUAUUCGCAGUUUGUUUCGUUCCCAAUAUACACCUGGCUAGAGAAAGGAUACACUAAGGAGGUUGAGGUUGAUGAGGAUCCUGCCGAAGCUAAAAAGGAUGAGCAAGAUGAGAAAGCUGAGAAGAAGAAGAAAACCAAGACUGUUGUAGAGAGGUAUUGGGACUGGGAGCUCACUAACGAGACCCAACCAAUAUGGCUUCGCAACCCAAAGGAAGUCACUACAGAGGAAUAUAACGAGUUCUACAAGAAGACUUUCAAUGAGUAUUUGGAACCGUUAGCAUCUUCACACUUUACAACAGAGGGUGAGGUUGAGUUCAGGUCUAUUCUUUAUGUGCCAGCCAUUGCUCCUUUGGGAAAAGAUGACAUUGUGAAUCCAAAGACAAAGAAUAUAAGACUCUAUGUUAAGCGGGUGUUCAUUUCUGAUGACUUCGAUGGGGAACUGUUCCCACGAUAUUUAAGCUUUGUAAAAGGUGUUGUGGAUUCAAAUGACUUGCCCCUCAACGUUUCUCGAGAAAUUCUUCAAGAAAGUCGCAUUGUACGGAUUAUGAGGAAGCGUUUGGUACGCAAGGCAUUUGACAUGAUUCUUGGUAUUUCUAUGAGUGAGAACAGAGAUGAUUAUGAGAAGUUCUGGGAGAACUUUGGUAAGCACUUAAAAUUGGGCUGUAUUGAAGAUCGUGAAAAUCACAAACGCAUUGCACCGUUACUUCGAUUUUUCUCUUCCCAGAGUGAGGAAGAGAUGAUCAGCUUGGAUGAGUAUGUUGAGAAUAUGAAACCAGAGCAGAAGGAUAUAUAUUACCUUGCCUCCGACAGUGUUUCGAGUGCAAAGAACACACCCUUCCUUGAAAGAUUGCUGGAGAAGGAUCUUGAAGUGCUGUACUUGGUUGAUCCCAUUGAUGAGGUUGCCAUCCAGAACUUGAAAUCAUACAAGGAGAAGAAUUUUAUUGAUAUUAGCAAGGAAGACUUGGAUUUAGGUGAUAAGAAUGAGGAGAAGGAAAAGGAGAUGAAGCAGGAGUUUGGCCAGACUUGUGAUUGGAUUAAGAAGCGGCUAGGUGACAAAGUUGCCAAUGUUCAAAUUUCAAACCGUCUCAGCACAUCGCCGUGUGUUCUUGUAUCUGGGAAGUUUGGUUGGUCUGCCAACAUGGAACGGCUAAUGAAGGCCCAGACUGUUGGUGAUACAUCUAGCCUGGAAUACAUGAGAGGCAGGAGGGUGCUUGAAAUCAAUCCUGACCACCCCAUUAUGAAAAACUUAAAUGCUGCGAGCAAGGCGUAUGCUGAUGAUGAAAGUGCCCUGAGAGCUAUUGAUCUUUUGUAUGACACAGCUUUGAUUUCUAGUGGUUUCACUCCUGAAAAUCCAGCUCAGGUUGGUGGUAAGAUAUAUGAGAUGAUGGGAAUGGCAAUCUCUGGCAAGUGGUCGGCGCCUCAACAGCCAGAAAUUCAACAGCCUAUCAGCUCAGAGACAUUGGAAGCUGAGGUAGUCGAACCCGUUGAAGCUGGUGGUCAAAAAUGAGAGAUGCCACAGUUUACUAAUUAUGCGAAAACUUAUACCAGCCGGUGCCUUUAGAGAGGAGUUUGGAGAGUAGUAGGGCGUAGUAGAAUGUGGUAAUUUAACUAGCCUUUUGUCUGGGUGCAUAUUUUUUUCCUCAGCAAUGUAGCUCUUAAAUCAUAGUCUGGUCCUGUUACUGUGCUGUUCAUUUGUUGAUAAAUUUGGUUAAUCAGAAGGGAGCACACUUGACACUCGCUUGACACUGAGAUUAGCUGAAUAUGUAUUAUGAUGUGAUCCCCCAUUAAAAAUAGAGUUUGAACGAAA
Molecule: messenger RNA, 2819 nt
Organism: Malania oleifera
Lineage: Eukaryota; Viridiplantae; Streptophyta; Magnoliopsida; Santalales; Ximeniaceae
Product: heat shock protein 90-6, mitochondrial
Exons: 20
Coding region: 150-2519 (789 amino acids)
Biological process (GO): protein stabilization; protein folding; cellular response to heat
Cellular component (GO): perinuclear region of cytoplasm; cytosol; protein-containing complex
Molecular function (GO): ATP hydrolysis activity; ATP-dependent protein folding chaperone; ATP binding
Source: RefSeq, a predicted model, not a curated record